Messenger RNA from Hyposmocoma kahamanoa, 1603 nucleotides. RefSeq lists its product as uncharacterized. Bases 1 to 1419 code for a protein of 472 amino acids. NCBI's taxonomy places the organism in Eukaryota, Metazoa, Arthropoda, Insecta, Lepidoptera, Cosmopterigidae. The record is from RefSeq and is a predicted model, not a curated record. The transcript has 12 exons.
AUGUCUGUCCCCAAGAGCAUACCCACUAAAAACCUCACGAUGUUCCUACGCGCACCUAGCGCCGGAGCCGUGGGGUCCCUUUCAGAUGCUACCAUGACUCCGGUGGUAGUCACCGAAACAGCCGUGUCCGGUGAGUACCUGCACAAGACGGUAGGUGAGGAACCCGUGCCUCCUCUUCCUCCAAUCGGCCAAUACCGGGAGCAGCGCCUGGAUGGGACGGAGCCAAUGACAUAUCACUGGUGGUUCAACAGUUCGACACACAGCAAGCACGAAUUAACCACCCCUACUAUGAAUACGGCACAAAAUUCACAAAGUACGUUUCUUUACAUGGUGAACACAUCAUCUGAUUAUGGAUGGGUGCAAUGUUCAGGAUCGAACUCAGUAGGGCGACAAAGUAAACCAUGUCUCUUUCACAUUUUGCCAGCUGAUAAACCGUCAUCCUUAAAAGCCUGUGAAAUCACCAAUGUUACUUAUGAGUCUCUUACACUGAAUUGUACACCGGGCCAUGAUGGAGGAUUACGACAGUCCUUUCUGCUACAAAGAUCACCCGCGGAUCUGUCCUUCAAUAAUAAAAAUGAGAAGGAUAAGCGGCAACAAGAUGAGACCUCAAAUAUUCCCCUGACAGGCACAAAGGAAUCUGAAAGCGUUGACAGUUUGGAUAAAAACCCAGAUAUAAUCCCUCUCGAUGGCAAAAUAAGUGACAGCUGCUCGAAUAAAUCUUCGACAACAGAUUACAGCUCUAUUCGGCCUCUAAUAUCGAAAACACCUUCGGAUAAAUACGACUGUAUACCGCCGAAUUGUGAUCGGUUUUACGACCACAAUAUCGAUCCUUGCAACCAAUACAUUCAGGUCAGACCAAUGGAAUAUAGAGUGCGUCCAAACUAUCAAACCAAUUUAGCAGUGCCGAAUUUAGGUCCCAGUAUACAGAGCCUAGGACCCAUGACAAGUCUAGGUCAUAUGCCGCAUGGGAACGAAUGUCAUAGACAACCAUAUGACAAAGUUUAUGAAGACUGGUUGAAAUAUAAAAACGCUUUGCCGUUGAAUACUAGUGGUUUGCUGCCAGCUGAGCAACUGAUGCCGCCAGAGAUGUACGCCACGCCGCCACCACCGGCCAUUUACAGCAACCCUAGCAGAAACCCGCUUAAUCUAGCUCAGAUGCCUGAACUAGAACCUAGAUACCACCUUGAGCCGCGUUUAAUGGACCGGAGCUGCUCCAACUCACCGCCAGUACGGUUCAACACCGACAACACUGUCUACUUCAACAAGAGUCUGCUCGACCGACACACUAACACAUUGCCGCAUCUAAAAACUAGGAUUAAUGGAAAUUCUUCAGUUCAAGCCACGAGUGAUGGGAAAUCUUGUGCAACGAAAUCAACUGACACCAACAAUGAUGCAACAAAAAUGAAUCAUGAAGUGUAAAAAUUAGUUUUACUUUGUACAACUAAAAAUGUAUAAAUGAGGGAAAAAUAAAAUAUAACCUAACUUGUCGGAGGUACCUAUUAAAAAAAUUUAACAAAACAAUCAGAAAUAUAAAACGAAAAUAUCAAUUUGUUUUAUGGUUUUUGAUUGGUUGAAGAUUACAAGUGGUUUAAGAUGAAAUGCA